UGGAGGUGUCUUUCAUCUGUCAUGGCUGUUAUUGUUUUGAUUAGAUUACCGAAUAAAUAAGUGUAUUUGUGAUAAUACUCUUUCAGUAUUAAUAACAAAACCUGAGAAUGUAUUGCCAUCUCUGUCACACGGAGAUGUCACCGUCUCACAACGGUAGCUCGGGACACCGGGCUGCACGGGAGCUUGUUGCUGCAGCUUUGGACAGACUGAGUAAUCAUCUUGCUGCUGCGGACUCAACUGAAGUUUCUAAAGCAUAUUCCGAGGUGGAGACAGACAAGACUGCGAAGACUCCGGAAGCUGUCAGCUUCUGUGACACUUGUAACGUUGUGUAUGCUAUCAAUGAACAAACAUCCCACUACAGACAGAAGAAGCAUGCCUUGGCAGUGCUCAAUGAGCAGGCGUUUGAAGAGCUUGUACAAGCAUAUAUCGGCGAGGAACCGAAAUCGGAGACACCGAGCGAAGCGACCGACGAUGUGGCAUUUGUUGACGAGAGUGAAGCUGUCAAAACAUACACCUGUCACCUAUGCGCGCUCGAAGUCCCUCGCGUGUUUCGCGCCGAGCACGAGCGCGGCUCGCGGCACCGCGCGAGCCGAACAUUCGCGCUCGCCGCCGCUCGCCGCGCUCGCGACACGUUCGCGAACGCAGAUAGAUGUGAUGGAAAUAAGUUUAGCGGCAAAAUGAUGAGGAAGCUGCUAAAAGCGUAUACUGGGGUAGUUGAAAGUACUGAAAACAUAGAAGAACCGGAGCUAACCGUCCCAGAACCGGACUCAACAAAAACCGAACCAAAACUGACACCCAAACAAUACUUCACAGACAUCCUACCUAACCUGCCUUACGUUGGCACCUUUAACACCCUAUACAUGGACAAUACUGAAUUUGUAACCAUAAAAAUUGGUACGGAAACCCUAAAGAUACAUGUGAACAAUUUAAAUGGGUUAUAUAAUAUAGAUGGGAAGGAAGAAUAUUAUAUGAAUUGUAGACUUUGUGAUGGGUUCUCGACGUCGACGGUGUAUUAUCCUUCGAUGGGACAGCAGGAUAAACUGCAUGUAAUGUCCUUGGGACAUGUGAGGAAUGUGUUGUCGCCUGUAGACAAUGUGCAUUUGAUAAGGAAGGUUGACGAUACGCAUUCCAUAUGCCACCUCUGCAACCUACACAUAUCUCCGUUCGCAGUCGAAAACCACAUAUUAAAGGAUGUCAGACACACCGCAGCUCUAUCCGAAGCUUUAGAACGGGGGAAAGACUUCAUAGAAACCAGCGAUCACUUGAAAAUCAUGAUCUACAUGCCACAAGCAGCGAAGCCAAGUAUUUUCAAAAAUAAUCAGAAUAGAUGGCACUUUGGUAUACCUCAACAACCGAAAAAUACGCUUUUUGGUGCCCAAAACAGUUUUGGGGCGAAUGCUCAAACUUUUGGAAAUGUACAGAACGCUGGUGCGCCUAAUUCUGGUUUUGGAACACCUGCUUGGAAUUCUGUUGGUCAAAAUACUGGUUUUGGCAGUGUCGGUGGUCAAAAUUCUAGUUUUGGCAGUAAUAGUGCUCAAACUACAGGCUAUAGAAGUGCUUUUGGGAGUGCUAGUGUCCAGAACGCUGGUUUUGCCAAUUCUACUGCUCAAAAUACAGGUUUUGGCAGUUCUACUGUUCAAAACUCAAGUUUUGGUAGUGCUCAGCCAAAUAAUUUUGGUUCCAAUGUGCAGAGUAAAAAUAGUCUUUUUGGCACUACUCAGAACACAGGUACUUUUGGCAACGCUCAAAACUCUCCUAGCUUUGGCGCAGCACAAAAUAAAACUACUGGUUUUGGCGGAGCACAAAAUAGCACAAAUUUUGGCACAACACAUAAUGUUAGUUUUGGCGUAGCUCAGAAUAAAAGUACUAGUUUUGGCGGUGCACAAAAUGACGGUACCAGUUUUGGCGUUGCGAAUAACGCUACAGGUUUUGGCGUAACACAGAAUAAAGGUACCGUUUUUGGCGCAGCACAGAAAAUUACUUCAAAUAACGGCACAGUUGGCGUAGCUCAAAAUAGCUCUACCGGUUUUGGCAUAGCACCGAAUAAAAGUACUAGUUUUGGCGCUCCUAAUAAUUCUCCAAGUUUAGGCGUUCAAAAUAAUGCUACUAAUCUCAACGCGGUUCCGAUAAAAGCUGUAGGCAUUGGCGCAACACAGACUAACGCUACUAGUGUUGGCGUAGCACAAAAUAAACCUACUAGCUUUGGCGCACAAAAUAAUACUAAUCCUGGCGCAAACCAGAAAGGUACCGGUAUUGGCGCAUCGCAUAUCGCUUCUGAUUUUGGCGCAGUGCAAAAGGCUAUUGGUUCUAUUUUCGACAACGCACAGACUUCGUCGAAUAUUCAAAAAGAAGAACCAGAGAAAGUCGUUGAUAAUAAACAGUCAAAGAAUUUCACUUUUAAUACGUCACAAACUAUUGACACUACUGGUUUUAAAUUUGUCCAAAGUCAAUCUGACAACAAAACACAAGAUAUACAAACUAAAGAUAAAAAUCAGACAAAAACAUACGGUUACGAUAAAACACAGAGAGCUAAACGCUCUCCUCCGAGAAGAAUAAAUUAUUCUUCAUCAUCGUCAGAUUCGGACUAAGAUAAUAGUCCAUAAUUGUUUUCCAUCGUAUUUUCUCGGAAACGUUCGUAUUUGUCAUGCUACUUCAGUCAACCUCAGUACUUUUUGUACCAAGACUGACAAGACGCGUUCGUACGUUUCCGUGAAAAUACGAUGGCAAAUAAUUAUGGCAUGGCAAUAAAAAUGCCAUAACAAUCCCGUGUGGUCACAGUACAUAUGAGGUCAGAGCCUGCUGUUUGGCGUUUUGUCCCAAGCGUACUUAACUCAAUAAAUAUAAGAUGGUUUUUUCCA
Cydia splendana is the source of this 2858-nucleotide messenger RNA. RefSeq lists its product as uncharacterized. The coding region runs from base 108 to 2588 and encodes 826 amino acids. Lineage: Eukaryota; Metazoa; Arthropoda; Insecta; Lepidoptera; Tortricidae. The record is from RefSeq and is a predicted model, not a curated record. The transcript is spliced from 7 exons.